This is a messenger RNA of Gasterosteus aculeatus aculeatus (three-spined stickleback), 3013 nucleotides long. RefSeq names its product phosphoribosyl pyrophosphate synthase-associated protein 1. Gene Ontology annotation, molecular function: magnesium ion binding; ribose phosphate diphosphokinase activity; ATP binding. Gene Ontology annotation, cellular component: cytoplasm; ribose phosphate diphosphokinase complex. NCBI's taxonomy places the organism in Eukaryota, Metazoa, Chordata, Actinopteri, Perciformes, Gasterosteidae. Gene Ontology annotation, biological process: purine nucleotide biosynthetic process; 5-phosphoribose 1-diphosphate biosynthetic process. The record is from RefSeq and is a predicted model, not a curated record.
AAUAAGCAGAAGAAGACGAGCGCCUCAUUGGACGCCUCUGGUGCUACAUAACCAACAGUUAUCAGCCGUUUGUCCGCAAACAUCUGGACAAAUUGGAGGAAGUAGGACCGCAAUUGAAAAAGCCUUUGUAGCUGUGCGGUGGCUUAGUCUACGUCACACACACACAUACACCUGAGGGGAUUUUGUGUGGUUAUCUCGCCCAGCGGCUAGUUGACUGCUAAAUCAGAGAGCUAGCCAGCCAGCUAGCUAGCUAGCUUACUGGCUAGUUAGCUUACGGCAGCGCCAUAAGAAGAAAGUGGGAAACAAACGUGCUGGCGGAUCGAUUUAAGGUGCCGAGGCUGCGGGUGUCUGCGGCGUAAACCACCACAGGUGCAAGAAUGAAUAUCGCUAAAAGUGGAUAUCGCGUCUUUUCCGCAAACUCCUCUGUAGCGUGCACGGAGUUGGCCAAGAAGAUAACAGAGCGGCUGGGAGUCGAACUGGGGAAGUCGGUGGUCUUCCAGGAGUCAAACCGGGAAACCAGAGUGGAUGUGAAAGAAUCCGUCCGAGGACAAACGAUCUUCAUCAUCCAGACCAUACCCAGGGAUGUCAACACGGCGAUCAUGGAGCUGCUGGUCAUGGCCUACGCGCUCAAGACGUCUUGUGCAAAGAACAUCAUUGGAGUCAUUCCUUACUUCCCGUACAGCAAACAGUGCAAGAUGAGGAAGAGGGGCUCAAUAGUGAGCAAGUUGUUGGCUUCGAUGCUGGCGAAAGCAGGACUGACGCACAUCAUCACCAUGGACCUGCACCAGAAGGAGAUCCAGGGCUUCUUCAGCUUUCCCGUGGACAAUUUGCGUGCUUCUCCUUUCUUGAUUCAGUACAUCCAAGAAGAGAUUCCUGAUUACAGAAACGCCAUCAUCGUGGCAAAGUCCCCGUCGGCAGCCAAGAGGGCCCAGUCCUACGCUGAGCGCCUGCGUCUGGGCCUGGCCGUGAUCCACGGCGAGGCCCAGUGCUCGGAGUCCGACAUGGCCGACGGAAGACACUCGCCGCCGUGUGUGCGCAACACCACGGGACACACCGGUCUGGAGCUCCCGCCAGGCAAACAACAAGCUCCGUUCCCCGGCAUAGAGCUCCCAAUGAUGAUGGCCAAGGAGAAACCUCCCAUCACGGUGGUCGGAGACGUGGGCGGGAGAAUCGCCAUCAUUGUGGAUGACAUCAUAGAUGAUGUGGGGGACUUUGUGGCAGCUGCCGAGAUCCUGAAAGAGAGAGGAGCCUAUAAGAUCUACAUCAUGGCCACGCACGGCCUUCUGUCUGCCGACGCGCCGCGCCUCAUCGAGGAGUCGGCCAUCGACGAGGUGGUGGUGACCAACACCGUCCCCCACGAGGUGCAGAAGCUGCAGUGUCCCAAAAUCAAGACGGUGGACGUCAGCAUGAUCCUGGCCGAGGCCAUCCGCCGCAUCCACAACGGGGAGUCCAUGGCCUACUUGUUCCGCAACAUCACCGUGGACGACUAGAGGGUCAACACGCUAACGCCGUGUUUCCGUGUGCUUGUGUCAGGUUACAUGUUUUGCCAAAUUCAUCGAAGCGCGUUUGAAUAGUAAGAGUCACUCCCGACUUAUUGAAGUAAAGCUAAAGGUGUGAAAUGGUGUUGCAGAGGUUGAGAAAUGCGUCUGGUUCUUUUUGAUGAAGGAGCAAACAAACAACGCGCAGCUUUCAUGCAUUCUGUCAUAUUUGGAAAGCGCUUCUCGCCUCGCUGCUUCUCCAACUUGAACAAUAGAUGCUUUGUAUUUAAAUCAGUGAUCUGAGGUACCGCGUGACUAAUGACUGAGCAUCAGCUGCAAAGGGGAAGAGAACGGGACUAAAGCUCAUUGAUGCCUAAAUUACAUUUUCACGCAGCGGUUUUUGCAACGUGUUUGGUCAUUUUAGGUCUGUUAAAAACGAAGGAAUCGUCAUUUUAUAUUGUAUAUUUUAGGGUCAGUUCCUUCCUACUUACUGGUCGAAUGACCUCGAAGGAUCGCUUUGGUUUCCUGCUGCUGUUCCUGUCUGGUUGCUGCUGUAACGCAACACACUUGAGUUUCAGGUCAUUUCACUUCAGAUGCAAAUGAUCAAAAUGUAAUGUUUCAAAUGUGUGGCUCAAAUAAUUGAAAAUGUAUUUAACGACGAGGUCUUUGGGUUAUUCAGAGAACCUUUUAAUAUUUUUGGAACGGUGGGUAUUUAAGAUGUAAACGCAUCAAAGGUUUAACUUGUACUGAAGCAAUAAGUGACUCAUUAAAACUAUUGUUUGCUUAUUUUUUUGGAUGGACUGACCCUUUGAUAAUAUCCUCGAUCCGCAGUAGACUGAACACAGUGCUCAUCAUUUAAUAGACGAUGUGUACACUGACUGAAUUGCAUAAAAUACCAAAUGGUCCCGUUUGUUUGUUGUAGCCAAUCAACUACAAACGAGAGGUGAACACAGCCGCUCGUCGUCUUUUUUAUUUUUUUUUGUGGAUUUCAGUUUUUAAAUUUUUUUUUAAAGUGCUUUGUUUAACCUCCGGCUUGGUUUUCCUCAUCGUCACAGUUCUCCUGUGGUUUGCUCGUUUACUCUUGCAUUGCUGGAAACUUAAUUCUCCCAGCUGCAGCUUAUCAAAAGUAAACCACUCAACCCGUUUGGACUCGUGUAUUUAACCCCAUCGCAGCGGCCGCGGUUGCAUUUAUGAAUAUAGCGGAUUUAGUGGAACUAUGGAUUGAUCUUUUCUUUUGGCCGCUCACUUCACCCCAGAUAACAUCAUGUGCAGAUUGCUGUGGCAUUUUCCCGUUGAAAAGUGAUGCUGCGGAGGAAAUGCGUGUCUUCCUCCUCUGAGGGGCGCGUGCACAAUUAUUUGUUCUUGUGUUUAUGAGGGUUUGUUCCAAUUGUGGAGAAACGUGUCUUCCAUUCAGCAGUACUGUUGGCGUUUGUCCCCGUGUGCGUCUCCCGGAGAGCGGGACGUGUCCCGUCCUGUUUUUUUGUGAAGCUCUGCAGCGUUUGUUAAUGUGAAUUCAAAUAAAACCGUUGCCUCUC